Messenger RNA from Gastrolobium bilobum, 1839 nucleotides. RefSeq lists its product as uncharacterized. The record is from RefSeq and is a predicted model, not a curated record. Lineage: Eukaryota; Viridiplantae; Streptophyta; Magnoliopsida; Fabales; Fabaceae. The transcript has 6 exons. Bases 1 to 1839 code for a protein of 612 amino acids.
AUGGAUAGGAGAAGCUUUCAUACUUUGUGUCAUUUGUUGAAAACUAUUGGGAUGCUUCAACCGACGAGGCACAUGGGGGUAGAAGAGCAGGUUGCAGUCUUCCUUCACAUUUUGGCUCAUGAUGUGAAGAAUCGAGUUAUUAAAAGACAGUUUAUGAGAUCAGGUGAGACAAUAAGUAGACAAUUCAACAAGGUGUUGCAGUCUGUUUUAAGGUGUCACACCGUACUCCUUAAACGGCCUGAUCCCAUCCUACAAAACCCAACUGAUGAUAGAUGGAAGUGGUUCAAGAAUUGCCUUGGAGCUCUGGACGGGACACACAUCAAGGUUAAUCCCUUACAAGCUGAUAAGGCAAGAUACCGCACUAGGAAGGGUGAAAUUGCGACAAACGUGUUGGGCGUCUGCUCGCAGGAUUGCCAAUUUAUUUAUGUGUUGCCUGGAUGGGAGGGAUCAGCUGCGGAUUCAAAGGUGCUCAGAGACGCUAUCUCUCGUGGAAAUGGGUUAAGGGUCCCGAAAGGUUUCUAUUAUUUGGCCGAUGCCGGUUAUAUGAAUGGGGAAGGAUUCCUAACACCUUAUAGAGGGCAAAGAUACCAUCUGAGUGAGUGGAGACAUGGGGCACAGCCAACGACACCGCAAGAAUUUUUUAACAUGAAACACUCCCAGGCUAGGAAUGUGAUUGAAAGAUGCUUUGGGUUGUUGAAGGGUCGUUGGGCCAUUGUCAGAAAUGAGAUGCCUAUUGACCCUUUAGAGGAUAAUACUGUGGACAUGGCUGAAGCUGCAGACAACUUUGAAGGACAGGACAUGAUAACUCAUGUUGAGUCAUCAAAUGCUUGGACAAGGUGGAGGGAUGAUUUGGCCCAACAGAUGUUUGAUACAUGGAAGAAUGGUAUGGCUGAAAAGGAUUCCCAAUCCAGCAAGCGGAUUAAUCACACCUGGACAUCAGAAGAGGACAGGGUGCUUGUUGAUUGUCUUGUUGAUUCUGGUUUAGCAUGGAAGGGUGAGAAUGGUUUCAGGCCCGGAUUUCCUAAUCACUUAGAGAAGUUGAUGCAUGCUAAAAUUCCUGGAUGUACACUUAAGGGCACUCCACACAUUACGUCUAGAAUCAAGCUCCUAAAGAAGCACUACAAUGCCAUUGCCGAGAUGAUGGGGCCGAAUGGGGGAAGUGGUUUCGGGUGGAAUGAUAGGGACAAAAUGAUUGACGUGGAGAAGCAAAUUUACAUGGACUGGAUUAAGACUCACCCUAAUGCCAAGGGUCUCUACAAAAAACCAUUUCCAUACUACAACGCAUUGGGACCGAUUUUUGGAGAGGACAUGGCAAAUGGAGAGCAUGCCGAGGAUCCAGAGGAUGCAGUCCACAAUAUGGACAAUGAAGCAAUUGGUAUGGCUGAAAGUGGGACUGCCGUGGAAGUAAUUUAUGAUCUAUUUGAAGACAACACAAUCUCACCGAAUUGGGAACCUCCACUCCCUGACACUGCAACUGAAGAACCCACACAAACUUCUCCUGUGUCAAUUUCUGUUGCAAAAAAGGGUAAGAAGAGAGGAAGGAAUGAGGAAGCUUUGGCUAGUGAGGUAUCUGUUGCAAUAAAGGAUCUUGGUAAUGAUUAUAAAACAACAAAUGACAAAAUUGAUAGGUUGAUUACAUGCUUUGAACACCAAGGUGAGGGUUCAAGCAAAAAAACUUCUGUUGUCCAAGAAUUGAAGAAAUUUGAAAUCUUGACAGUUGAACAGAGGGUUAACCUUGCCAUGAUAAUGCAUAAGGAUCCCACUAUAUUGGAAAUUUUUUUGGAAGGAGGUGAUGAAGAAAAACAGUUUGUGGUGGCAUCCUUAUUGAGUAAGGGGUGA